This is a messenger RNA of [Torrubiella] hemipterigena, 1185 nucleotides long. Lineage: Eukaryota; Fungi; Ascomycota; Sordariomycetes; Hypocreales; Clavicipitaceae. The record is from the annotation of a GenBank genome assembly.
AUGGCCCCUUCAUUUGACAGUCCGGCCAGGCCGUUCAACGGUGCAGGCCCAAAGUCCAGUCUAAAGCGUUACUCAGAAGCAUCGCCGUCAGCCCACGGCGACCCCAGCGUUGGGCACCGAGGCAGCGCAUAUGAGGGCCCUAAUGGCAAACGCAAACUUGCAACCCAUGCUGGUGCCAAUGACAGUUGGGAAAAUGCUAAUAAAAAGCCCCGGACCUCGUCGACGUCCGAACUCAGGAAACGAAAGUCUGUUACCUUUGGAGACACACCGACCAAGAACAGCGCCGUUGCCAAUUCAACCAAAACCACAUCAAAGCCAGGUGAAGCAAAAAAGAGCAAAGGCCCGGCCAAGAAAUCAAAACCUACCCCUACCGUCGAUACAAAGCCUGCGUUGGAAUACCUCAGACUCUGGAAGAGUUCUCGAGAGGCUUGGAAAUUCAACAAGAACCAUCAAUCCACCCUAAUCAAAGCUGUCUUCGAGACCGGUAUCCCGGCCGCCGAUAUUCCUAUCUUCUAUGACUAUAUUCAAGACCUCAAGGGCUUUGUUAGAACACGAUUACGAAAAACGGCCAUGGAAAUUCAGACCAAGGACCGCACCGAGGGUGCGGCGGUCUUCCCGGCCGAAACCACCGAUGUUGAAGCGAAGCAGGCUACAUAUGAAACCAUUCUCUCAGAGUGGCUCGCAUCGCAACAUAUUGGUCAAAAGAGAACCUUUGAUGAAGCACAUUUCAUUACGACAGUUGGAGAGCCUGAAGUUGUUGUUCGCCGAGCCAUUAAGCGCAUGCGAGCUGAAAUGGUGAUUGAUGCUCUAUUCGACGCCGGCAACGAGACGGACCACAGCGCCAUGAGCAUUACAAGCGACCGUGCUAAGGCAUCCAACGAAAAACCUACCGACAGCAAACCCAAUGGUGUGCCUGGAAAGCGCCGAAGAAAGCUCCGAGUGUCAAACCUCAGCGAUGAUGACACCUCGAGCAGCUCUGAGUCCGAAUCUGACAGUGAUUCGGACACGAGCAGCAGUGGGUCAAGCUCAUCAGAAUCCGAAUCAGAUGACGACGAUGAAGAGGAAGACGAAGAGGACCAAAGCGACGAUGACUCUAGCAGUUCGUCAUCGUCAUCAUCCUCCGAUAGCGACUCCGACGACGAAGACAGCAGCGCCGACGAGUCUGAGUCUGAAAAGGAUAACUAG